Messenger RNA from Tribolium castaneum (red flour beetle), 818 nucleotides. It is a transcript of the gene Yippee, whose product is annotated as Yippee. Lineage: Eukaryota; Metazoa; Arthropoda; Insecta; Coleoptera; Tenebrionidae. Gene Ontology annotation, cellular component: ubiquitin ligase complex. The record is from RefSeq and is a predicted model, not a curated record. Bases 224 to 592 code for a protein of 122 amino acids. The transcript has 2 exons.
UCACGCGUAUUAUGACAUUUGGUGAAAGUCAGCUGACGUUUGUUUAUCAAAAUUCUCGUUGCAAUUCCUUCUAAUUAUUUCAAAAUCCGUUACAAACCCCCUUUGUUUCAAGCCCCCCAGAUUUUAAUAAUUCAUUUGUGUUAAUUUAAAACGGUGAGUAAAAUCGGUCAUUCCUUUGUUCCUCCAGCCGAGGUCAUUGUCUUCCCUUAUUACGUAGACGACAAUGGGGCGCAUUUUCCUCGAGCAUAUGGGUGGCACUCGCCUUUUUUCCUGCGCCCGCUGCGACACGAACCUAACAAAUCGCUCUGAACUGAUCAGCACCCGCUUCACGGGGGCCACAGGCCGUGCCUUCCUCUUCAGCAAAGUGGUAAAUUUGACCUACAGUGAGGUCCAAGACAGGGUCAUGCUGACAGGUCGCCACAUGGUGAGGGACGUCUCCUGCAAGGCUUGCGAGGCGAAGCUGGGGUGGAUGUACGAGUUCGCAACUGAGGAAAACCAGAGAUAUAAGGAGGGAAGGGUUAUUCUGGAGAGGGCGUUGGUGACUGAGAGCGACGGGAUGGAGGAACGGGGCUACAAUGACCGCCAACACUAGUUAGUUAGGGCUAGAUUAUCAGGGUUUUUGUAUGGUUGGUAGUGAUAGUGCAAUUUUUCGGGUUUUUUCAAUCAACCAAUCGUAACCGUAUAAGUGAUACAAACCUUCAAGUGUUCAUUCUGUCUCGGAGUUUUGUAAUUUUUUUGAUACUUGUAAUAAGCUAGUUUUAAGUCGUUCUAUGUAGGUUUAUUUCAUCUCGUUUAAUAAAAAUCAUUAGCAAAAAUAA